Nezara viridula (southern green stink bug) is the source of this 183-nucleotide messenger RNA. NCBI's taxonomy places the organism in Eukaryota, Metazoa, Arthropoda, Insecta, Hemiptera, Pentatomidae. The record is from the annotation of a GenBank genome assembly.
AUGUUCAUGGAUGUUUCACUAGUAAUGGAUCCUAUAAUCAAUCAUAUUUCUAUAAAAUUAGUUCUUUGUCGCCAAACGUUAUUGCUGAACACUGGCCCAAGGAUUCUUCAGAGGAUCAGCCACUUGAAUCAUAGGAGCAUUAGUUCUUGUGCUCAAGAAAUCGUCCAACGUUCGAAAGCAUAG